Podarcis lilfordi (Lilford's wall lizard) is the source of this 9586-nucleotide messenger RNA. Lineage: Eukaryota; Metazoa; Chordata; Lepidosauria; Squamata; Lacertidae. The record is from the annotation of a GenBank genome assembly.
GGUGACGCUAUCAGCGCGCGCCGCCUAGCUGCUCUUUGCCGCUGUGUGGAAGGCGGCAAUCCGUACGUCACCGCGAGCGCGACGAGGGAGCGACGGUCGGGCUCUGAGGAUGUAAGUAGAGGGGAGAGGCGGUAAUCCGCCGCCAUCUGCCCCGGUCCGGUUGCAGUUAGCCGUGACUGCGCCCGAGUGUGGCAAGAAAAGGUUCCCGGACGCUGGGGGUGGGUCUGUGAGGGAGGUCGGCCCCGCGGAGGAGCUCGAGGAGCGGGGAGGCCUUGGCUGGAGGGGAGAGUUUGGGAGCCCUUAGAGGCGCUGUGUGGGGUCGGUUGACUGAAGCGGCAGAGCCGAUUUACUCCGCCCCUUCCCGUUUCCCUCUUUCUCCGUGUCGGGCGAGGAAAGCUCGUCUCGCCAGCUAGGCCCUGUUGAGGAGGGGUUUCGUUUCUCUUCCCUCCCCGCCCUUCUCCCUUGAGGGGUCUCCCAAACUUCCUGGAGCCCACUCUGAAAGUCUCCUUCAAGCCCCCUUAAUUGCCUGACCAGUACUGUGCACAUUCAAGUUGCGUCCUUCUAUUAUUAUAUUGAUCGUGUUAUCUAUUUGAUGUUGGAAAAGACAAUCCCUUAUCCAAGGAAAUACAGGAUGGAGUUUAUGGUUCCUCUCUCCCUUACCCCCGUUUUAACCUCAUAACAGCCCUGUGAGAUAGGCCUGUUGUGAUCCCUCAGACUGGCCAAGGCCACUCCGUUGAGCUUUGUGACUGACCAGGGAUUUAACCCUCUUGCUUCUGUAAUGCUAAGUGUUGCACCACACUGGCCCCAUUGGUUACCUCUUAAACCUUGGCUUCCAGCGUGGGGAUUCAUUCAGUGGAUUCUCAGAUAUGGCUUUAUGUUGCAGCACUGUGGUUGUACGAUUCUUACUUUGAGAUGUAACCUGUUGUCCAUUCAGCCUGCUUGCAGAGCUAGUACAGGAUAUAGCUUGUAUCUGGGAAGCUCAGGUUCAAAUCUCUGGUCCCUCUUGGUCUUAGAGGGUGGUCUUGGUCUUAGAGGGUCUUCUUGGGAUGGUGGUAGUGAAGAGCAGUAGUGUGGCAGGUGCUAUUAUAAUUCACUUAAUAUUUCUUUAUCAAUAGCAAAGAAAUUGCCUUUCAAUAAUAUCAGUGAUUACUUAGACAAAUAUGCAAGUCCACUGAUAUGUUAAAAACACUAAGACUAAAAACAUUCACUUGAUUAUGUACCAAGUGGCUUUUCACCACAGUGAAGUAAAUGUACUGUAUUGCCCAAACACAGUAAGGUAUACAGGUAGCCAUUCUGCUAACUUUGUGAACAUGCUGAUAAGAGUCAGUUUGCAAAGUCAGUGAUUCCCACAGAAAGACCUCUAGGCACCAUUGAAGUUUGUACACAAUAUUUCUUUCUUUUCUUUUUGGGCAGUACUGGUAAGCUUGGGCUUGGUGUUCCUGGUCUUAAAGCACUGAGGAUGUGAUAUACAGCAGACAGUUCUCUUUUACUGAGGGUGCACUGAUUUCUCUUAACCACCAAGUUAAUUCAAGACCUCAUUUAACCUGAACAGGUUCUUUCAAAUUGUUUUUGUACCACUUAGAGAGUGGGUCAUGAAAUGUGGAUAUAGAGGAAUAAUACCUUUAAUCCCAUUUAAUUUCUUUGUUGAUGAAAACAUCUGCUGGAGUACGUCCUACUGCUUCUUCCGAAAAUGCUCCUGACUGCUACAUAACACAGGGCUACAUUCAGCGUUGUCAAAGCUGAAUGGCUAAGAAACUGAGAUAUCCAGACACAGGUUUUCUGAACUUGAGUUCUUCCCUAGGGCAGGGAAUAUCAUUACACACCUAUGUUUCUACAAUAGCUGUGAGUGACACAAAAGCAAGAGCUGCUUUCUUGAAUGACUCGUGCAGAAAUACUUAACCAGAGCUUCAAGUGAAAAGCUAAGCUUGUGGGAAUAGUCUUCUGCUAUAGCAGAAGCAGAGUGGUAUAACAGUAUGUGCUUUCCCUUAUGUUUGAACUGCUUCAGGCACUUGCAAUUUAAGUUACAGACACCAGUAGAAUAAUGGCCUGUUGGAGCUUACUUUGGACCUUCCCAAAGGGUUAUUUGCAUAAGCACAUUAUACACAGUUUGUGUGUAUAAUGUGCCUGAGAGAAGUCUCAGCACAUGAAAAUGCAUCUUUAAUUUUAAUCCAGGUUGCCCUCCAUAAAGUAAUAGUUCCAAGUGUUAAUCUUAACGAUGAUAAAACAUAUUUGUCCUUCGUACGUCAAAUGUACAUCAAAGCAACCUUGCUCUCUCAGUGCCUGUUGAGUUACUUGAGCAUAGCAGUAUACAGGAAUUGAACUACAAGGAUGAAAAGCUUUGUUUUCAGAGUUUCCACCCAUUUCCCGUAGAUUGCCGUGAUGCUGGUUCGCUAGAGAAAAAUACAUACACUUAAUCUGAAAUGUACAGUACCCUGUACUCUACCAUUCUAAAAUAGUCAUUGUUUUUAAUGUAUGACUUUAAAACACCUUGGGUUCUAUACUGAGGGGUAGAAUUAAAGUACUUGAAAUAAGCCAUAGCUACUCUCAGACUACAGAGACACUCUUGAGCCCACAAUGUGUGUAACCCAGGAGAAGGCAAUCUAAGGCCCGUGGGCUGGAUGCGGCCCAUCGCCUUCUCAAUCCGGCCCACGGAUGGUCCAGGAAUCAAUGUGUUUCUACGUCAGUAGAAUGUGUCCUUUUAUUUAAAAUGCAUCUCUGGGUUAUUUGUGGGGCCUGCCUGGUGUUUUUACAUGAGUAGAAUGCAUGCUUUUAUUUAAAAUGCAUCUCUGGGUUAUUUGUGGGGCAUAGGAAUUCGUUCAUUCCCCCCCCCAAAAAAAAAAUAUAGUCCGGCCCGCCACAUGGUCUGAGGGACAGUGGACCGGCCCACGGCUGAAAAAGGUUGCUGACCCCUGGUGUAACCCAUAAGGACUUGCUGUAGCUUAUCUGGAAUAGCCAGCAGCAUUUCCAACUGAGGUUCUUUUAUACCACAGAUGGGAAAUGGUGGCCCUCCAAAUUUUGUUGGUUUGCCAACUCCCAUCACCCCGACCAUUGGCUAUUCUGGCUGGGGCUGAUGGGAGUUGGAGUCCAAGAACAUCUGGAAGACCACAGGUUUUACCACCCCUGUUGUGUGAUCUGAGGAUAGGGUUUUGCGCUGUGCUUCUGCUCUGUUACAUUUAAUAGUCUCUGGGAGUGACCCUGGAGCUGAAAUUGCAGACUUAACUGCAGCACUCUGUAUCAAUACAAAAUAAAGCUUAGCAGUAGUAAUGAGAAACUGCAUUAAGAAUUUAGGAAGAGCAGUAGAAAUUCUUAUAAACAAUUAAAAUCUACUAUAGUUUUCCUGGGACUUAAAAUGCUUUCUUGCUACUACUGUACCACAAUGUCCUGUUGAGGUACCUUGCUUUCUAUUGCAGAGGUAGCCGACGUGGUGUUCUCCAGAUGUUGCCAGACUGUAACUCCAAUCAUCCAUGAGAGUUGGCUGUGAUGACAGGCUGAUGGGAGUUGGAGUUCAAUUCAUACGGAGGGCACCAUGUUGGCUACCACUGUCCUGUUGUAAUGCUGCAUAUCUUAAGGAAAAGUACUAAGAAAUUCAGACUGGAAACCUCUGUGUGCUUUGCUGUGUGUUCUUCCUCCUUUUGAAGGGUGAUUAGAAAGAAAAUUCAAAUGCUCUGUGUAAACACACUCUUAAGUUGUUCAGCAGAUGCUAUUUUCAAAUGGGUAAUAACAAGCCACACAGAAGUGUGUGAACUAUAAUGCUUUGCAUGAAGCUUGUGCCUUUUCUUGUGAAGUGGGUUUUCUUUUCCUCUGCCUAUAUGUUAACUGUCUCAUAUCCCUUUUAUCUUGUCACUAGGCUGCUCUUUGGAGUUUAUUGCAUUCGCUUAGGGAUCGUUUCUCAGAAUCAAGGAGUUAGAAGUAAGCUUUCAGAUAAGUGAGCCCCCCCAAAAAAGUGCCGCUUUUGGACUCGGAAGGGGAAAAUGGAGCUGUCAGGAAUGAAAAAGAAGAGUUUGCUAGGAAUCAAAGAAAAUAAUAAAAAGUCCAGCACUAGGUAAUAAUUGUCUGAAUGUUCAAGGCCUCACCCCUCUUGGGGGAUCUGUGCAGACUCCUAGGGAUUUCCCAUCAAGCAUGAGGAAUUAGAAAUGCAUCUUCCCUCCUUUUCAUAAUCUCCAUAUAUUCCACACCAUUGGCUUUCUUUCAUGAAGCCGCUCCAUAGUGUAAACACUGGGGAUUUGUCUCUUAGCAUCUUUGUAGCAGUGACAUUUCUUGCUUUUGUUGCAACUGAAAUUGCGGGAUUGGAAAUUAAGUUUCUGAACCUUCGUUCAUUAAAGGGCUCCCUCUCCUACCAAGCGCAAGGACCGUACAGAAGAAAAGUCCAAGGACAGGUCCAAAGACAAGCCAGCUACAAAGGAGUCAAGCGAAAAGGAUCGUGGGCGUGACAAAACUCGCAAGAGGCGCAGCGCCUCCAGUGGUAGUAGCAGCACCAGGUAAGCAGAGUCAGGAAUUCUUGGGUUUCUGAAGGCCGUUUCAAGGACCAGGCCUUCCCAAGGAUUCUUAAUUGGCAGUUAAAAAAUGAUGCCGCCAUGCUCAGACAGAGGAAACCUUUUAACUCUUCAGAUGUUGGAUACAGGGAUGGAGUUGUGGUGGCUGUCUCACCAUGCCCUACUUGUGAGAUUCCCAGGAAUGUAGGGCAGUUAAGCUUGAGAACUUAAAAUAUGCCCCUUGAUGUGAACCAGCAGGUCGGUUGUAAGUUGAGUGAAGCAGUAAUGCUAAACACAUACUUGACUUCAGGUCCUCUUUUCUGAUUGAGAUAUUGGGGGUUUGUGUGUGGUUUCGCACAGGAGGUCUGUUUGCACCCUAAUGAUCUGUUUGGAGGGGAGGCCCUUCUUGGUGUUCAUCUUUAGAAGAUGUGUGUCCUGCAUUUACAAAGGGGUGUGUGUGUUAUGGGCACUUCAGCUGUGGAACACCCUCCAAAGGGAGGUAAUUUCAGAGACUGUUAAAAGAUUUUCCUUUGCCUGAGCAUUUUAGAUGGUGGCAUUUUUAGUGGGUUGAAUGGUUUUUCUCAUUCUUCAUGAAAUUGGUUUUAUAAGGUAUUUGUAAUUUGAGGUGACUUUUGUAUAUUGCUCUGAAAUCUGUUUUUCGACAAAGGACCAUUUGUACAAUAAGUGAAAUGAUUUAGAAAGAGCAUCACCUCUGCAUUGGGAGGUGGCCAGGUUUGGGUUGGAACUGCAAAAGACAAUGGUGUGUUCUUUCCAACACCUUCAAAAGUUCUUGGGGGUUAUCGGGAGAACACCCUUGCUGCCAUUAGUCUCUUGCAUGACACCUUCUCUGCCAGGUCUCGCUCCAGUUCCACAUCCAGUUCUGGUUCUAGCUCCAGCACCGGCUCCAGCAGUGGCUCCAGCUCCUCCUCCGCGUCAAGCCGCUCUGGGAGUUCAAGCACAUCCCGCAGUUCCAGCUCCAGCAGCUCAUCGGGUUCUCCAAGCCCAUCUCGACAUCGGCAUGACAACAGGAGGCGUUCCCGUUCAAAGUGAGUCUAGAUUACCGGAGGCUACUGGCUAUUUUAUUUCCAUUGGCCUUGAUACGUGCUUCCUGUAAGACAAGGGUGGGGAACACUUUUCAGCUCAAAGCCCAUGUUUCUUUCUUGGGGAGGGGCACAUGCUAGCAGUGGGCCAGAGGCAGAAGUGGGUAAAAUAGCCGAUUGGCCAGUUCUUUGCCUUUUGAAUCUCAUCUUUGGGAACCUGUGUUUUAUGAAAAGGAUGCUUCUAAAUUUCAAACUUGGUGGAUAGUAUCAAAUAAAGGUCCCUCCAAGCCCUACUGAAUUUAAGUUAAGCCUCAAUAGUUACUCACUUUUAGCAUAAUUAUUUCUUGCAAACUAUAAAUGGCCUGUAGUUGUUGCACCAGCCACUUUAAAAAAAAACCAAAUUUAGCAAGGAAUACAGAAUAAGAUCAUUGGUGGUUUUUUUUGUCAUGCUGCAUGAUAGGAGUUAAUGAAGAGCUUGAGUUGCAGAUCCAUACGUUUAAAUUUUUGUUUGACACUUUUUGUUUAUUUCCACAAGGUCUAAACCGCCUAAGAGAGAUGAAAAGGAACGGAAGAGAAGGAGUCCAUCACCCAAACCUACCAAAGUACAUGUUGGGAGACUCACCAGAAAUGUGACGAAGGUAACAGAUGCCUGUUGUUCACUCAUACCCAGAAAGAAGUAAAAAGGCCAAAGAGGGUAGGGAAACAAAAGCCCCCCAGAACCAAUGGUCUGACUCAGUAUAAGACAGCUUCCUGUAAGUCCAUAUUGAAUAUGAAUGCUGGGAAUGCUGUUGACCAAGGGUCCCUCCCAGUAUUGAUACACUAGAUCUCUAUAGGGGAGAGUGCUGUUGUGCUCAGGCCCUGCUUGCGAGAGCCUUGACCCCUGUGAGAACAGUGUGCUGGACUAGAUGGGCCACUGGCUUGGUCCAGCAGGCUCUUCUUAUUCUCCUAUAGAUAUAGCUGAGUUAAGUUCAGGUAACCUGGGAAGCAAAACUGUUGAAGCGUUUCAAUAUGUAAUUGAAUGGUCUUCACUCUUUUUGUUCAAAUCCAGUUAAAGGUGGGUGGGUGGGUGUUGCUGCUGCUGCUGCUGCUGCUUCCGCCGCUGCCCAUUCAGUGUUUUGUUGUUAUGAAGAUGGAAGGUAAUGAACAUUUGCCAUGAGCGUUAAGGAGCUUGCUUUUCCUCUUCCAGGACCACAUAAUGGAAAUAUUUUCCACUUAUGGAAAGAUCAAAAUGAUCGAUAUGCCAGUCGACAGACUCAACCCACACCUCUCAAAGGGUUAUGCAUAUGUAGAAUUUGAGAAUCCAGAUGAUGCUGAGAAGGCACUGAAGCACAUGGAUGGAGGUGGGUUUCAGAAUCUGGCUGCAUUGUUAAGAGGUGUGACUCCUACAUAACUGAAAAAUCUGUAAUUUGAGAUGAUCACGCCAUUAAAGCAAGGGUUUCAGAUUUCCCAAAAGUGAUAUAGGUUCUACCAGCUAGGAGGGCUCUUUGCAGAGCACACCUGAACAAAAUAAGGCUUUUGGUUCUUCAAGUUUUACUCUUAUAAUAAUACAAAUAUAUCAUUUUACCUGUAUGACUUCUUUUUAAAAAAUCAACCUUGUCUGCCAGGAAUAUGGGCUGGUGGGACCUCUGCAACCACAUCCUGUUGGUUUCAGGCCCAAAGUGAGAAGGGUGGAUCAUCCUGAUGAAAAUGGCCCCCAAGGUAAACUGCAUUCUCCAGAAAGGCAGUGGACCUGUGGGCAUGAGCAAAGACCUUGGAAUAAGUUGGCAGCAAUUAUUCCUAAAGAAAGCAGAGGCUUGUCCCAGGAAAAACUUGCAGUCCCAUGUUGGACAUUUAAGAAUUUAUAUUGUAGGUCAGAGGUUACGAAUCUAUUUUUUUCUUGGGAGGGGCUAAUGACGCACAGAGGGAAUCAGUCAGGGAACUGGGCCUGAUCGUAAUAGGUAAGCAAAGUGGUGUUUGUGGUUCCCCAAUGUCUUUUUGGUAUCUCCCUGCAUGUAUGUUUUACUUGUGUAUUAAUAUCUCUCUCUAGGUUCCCUGCUCCCCCCCACCAUUGCCAUAGUUUGACCUUCCCUAGUGAGCAAGAAGGCAGUGGCUACAGGGAGCCUUUGCGUCAAUCCCUCACCCUGCUGAAACAAAUCAACUUUCUGCUUCUGUGAUCUUUAAAUAGGGCAGAUUGAUGGUCAGGAGAUCACUGCCACGGCUGUCCUGACUCCUCGGCCCAGGAUGCCUCUCAGGCGUUUCUCCCCUCCACGGAGGAUGUUGCCGCCACCGCCCAUGUGGCGUCGUUCUCCACCUCGCAUGAGGAGAAGGUAGGUUGCCUUUGUGGAGCUGGGUAAGCCGGAGGGGCUUAGCUGUUCACAGCUGGUAGGAGCUCUGUCCAGGGAGGCAAACUAAAAAGAAGACACCUGCGGUCUCAGAUGAGUCACACCAAGGAUGGGCAGUGACUUACUUCCUGCACUACAGCUGAUGGCGAACAAAGACUGUCCCUACACAAAGUAAUUGAAGGAUAGGCGCCCCCUUCCAGAGCAUUAGCAUCAGUUUGUUUGUAUGCCAUUUUUCCACAACAGUGCUCAUAGUGACUCACAGCAUACCAAAUGUACAAUAAUAAAUCCAGCAAUUUUAUUUUUAAAAAUACAUUAAGAAAUACAUUAGGGGAAGAAGGCAGGUGGAAGUACUUGCGCCAUAAUGGUUCCAACAUUCUCUGCCGUAUAGACCCUUCUCAAGUACUCAUGGGGCAUGUGUCUAAAAUCUCACAACUCAUUCUAAGUUUUAACAUACCGUUAUAUGCCUUAUCUGUUUAAGUCGAGAUUGAUGGAAUAUUUUUAUUGUUAAUAUAAGCUGAUGAUGUGUAUUUGCAAAAAUAAAACACUGUGAUCUAGGAACUGAGAAAAUAUUUAUUUAGUUAUUAUUAUACAGUUGCUAUAUUGCUUUCUGCAUUUACAAAAUGUUAGCAUGCUGAACUGCCUUCACCCUUUAGGAUAUAAGAACUACUCUUGAAUGCUGUUGAAUAAAAAGGGACUAUAUAAGUGUGGAUUACUUUCCAUUACCAUCCAUUUUCCUAACUGAAGCUCAACUCUCUUCCUUGCAACUAUAUUCCCUUUCAGGUCCAGGUCUCCCAGGCGCAGAUCCCCAGUUCGCAGACGGUCACGAUCCAGAUCUCCAGGCCGCAGGCGUCAUCGCAGCCGAUCCAGUUCCAACUCUUCCCGAUAAAAUGUGGGACUUGGCAGCUCCUUGUUUUGUUUUGUUUUUUAAAAAAAACUUAAAAGUGCAUUCAGUUUAAAAAUUGUACCUUUUAAAAAUAAAAGAGGAAUGAAAAUAAAACGAAGGGAAAGCUGAGAAACUGAAAGCUAGCCUAGUGUCUUGGGCCCAGCAGGGUGAACUGUGGACUUUUGUUGGACUUAAAGUCCUUUUUAAAGGGAGCUUUGGUUUGCAACUUCUCAACAAGAAACAUUGUUCUUUUAGACAUGAUACUGUCCUCUUAAGUCCAGUGAAGUCUCUUGUUUUUAGGAUAUGUCAAAAAUAAAUUUAUACUGUUGGAAGAAAGAAAUGGCAGGUUGCAAGAAAACCCUCAGCAAAUUUAGAUAUGGACUGGUUCCUCUCCCCCCACCGCCACCCUCAGCUCUUAGGGAUGUUGGCACAGAGAAAAGCUUUUUCAUAUUCCUUGCUGCUGGUGCAUUUAACCAGCCUAAGAACUGGAGGACUAGGACUAGUGUUCUUUGUAAGUCAUCCCUUCCUUUACUAAAAUGUUUUUGGUGCAUUGUUCACAUGCCCUGUCCUUCCCAAGACCGAUGUAAAUGCUUUUGCUUUUAGAAUAUGUGAAACAAAUAGGCAGAAAAGCUGUUUCUCUUGUCACCUUCCUCCUGGGGUGGAAGGUGAUGUGUCGGAGACCAAUUGGGAUAACUAGUGUUCAGUUUGCAAAAGGCCAAGAGAUUUGCAACCUAUUGUACAGUCAUUACUAUAAAGUUUGAUUUUUGUAUACCUUUAGCAUCUUGUAGUCAUGUUGUUGGUACUUGUGUGGAAUGGCAAGACAGAAUAAACCAAUAAGGUUUGGAAUAAAUGUGUAUGGAUUCUUUUGUA